AUGUUGGUCAAUAAACAACCUGCAACAGGCGAAUAUCGUCAUAAUUAUGUUCGUUUAGCACUUCUUGUUGGUACACUUCUUUUAUUUAUUGGUCAUAUGGCUGUUAAUGAAUUAUAUGAUUAUGGCAAUAAACAAAUAUCCGUCAAUGAAACAUUACGUGCUGAAGAUGUAGUUGUCAAUGAUAUUACUCCAUCCGAUUGGGUUUAUCGAAGUUUAAAUAGAUUGAAUUAUAUAUGGCAGCUCGCUUGGCUUCUUUAUGCAUUAACAUUUAUUUAUCGUCGAUCAUCAAUUGGUUAUUUAUAUUUGUCACCAAAUACAUUAACACCAAUGUUUUAUAUUAUUUAUAUUCUUGCCUUUCUUUUUCCAUCAAUAUGGAUUUUAUGUUUUCAAAGAUCUUAUGUAGCUUGGACUUGGGUUGUUUAUUUAUUAUCAUUUUUACUACUUUCAUUGGAUUUAUUUAUAUUAAAUAAUAAUAUAUCAAUCAAUAAGAAAAUUUAUGAAACUGAUGGAUUUAAUCGAGAUAUUUGGUGUUUACGAUUUUUUGCUCAAAAUGGUGUAGCUUUCUUUGCUUGUUGGAUAGGUAUUCGAUUUAUUCUUACUUUUGAUACAUUUCUUCAAUUACGACUUACUUUAUCAAUUGUCAAUGCUGGUACAGUUGCAUUAAUUUUAGCAGCAAUUAUUGCUUUUGCAUACUUUUUUGGACCAAAUCUUAAUGCAGCUUUGGUAGACAAAUGUGCUUAUCAAUUUUCACCAUGGAUUGUUUUUAUUUUUUAUUUUUGGGGUGUUAUUGAAAAUAAUUGGAUUCCAAAAAAUGCUAAAAGAAAUAAUAUUAUUGCUGCACUUGAACUUAUAGCAACUAUAAUUUCGGCUAUUGGUGCUUUGGUUUUAUUUACUAUGCGUUAUCGCACAUCAAAAAUUGAUCCAAUACCUUAA
Rotaria sp. Silwood1 is the source of this 933-nucleotide messenger RNA. The record is from the annotation of a GenBank genome assembly. NCBI's taxonomy places the organism in Eukaryota, Metazoa, Rotifera, Eurotatoria, Philodinida, Philodinidae.